Molecule: messenger RNA, 1095 nt
Organism: Brassica rapa (field mustard)
Lineage: Eukaryota; Viridiplantae; Streptophyta; Magnoliopsida; Brassicales; Brassicaceae
Product: dof zinc finger protein DOF1.7
Biological process (GO): regulation of DNA-templated transcription
Molecular function (GO): DNA binding; DNA-binding transcription factor activity
Source: RefSeq, a predicted model, not a curated record
AAUCUAGAAAGUGUAAUAUAAACGCAAGUCUCUCUCUAUAAAUAAACCCACCAAAUAUCUCCACUCCGCAUCUCUCUUUCUCACUUACCCAUUCAUACUGAAAGAGCCCUAAGACCGACGUCAAAAUGCAGGAGGAUCUGACGUCAGCAGCAGCGUAUUACCACCACCAAUCGAUGAUCAUGACGGCGAAGCAGCAGCAGCAGCCGGAGUUACCGGAGCAAGAGCAGCUAAACUGCCCGCGCUGUGCCUCACCCAACACCAAGUUCUGUUACUACAACAACUACAACCUCUCACAGCCACGUCACUUCUGCAAAAACUGCCGUCGUUACUGGACCAAAGGCGGUUCCCUCCGUAACAUCCCCGUCGGCGGCGGAACUCGCAAGAACAGCAGCAAACGAUCCUCUGUCGGAUCGUCUUCUUCGGCUCCGUCGAGCAGCAGUCCCAAGAGUAAAACGGUCGCUGUUUCCGACCAAGAGAGUAGAACCACGGGGAAUUCGGGUCAGGAAAUGGAUCCGACCCGGAUGUUAUACGGGUUACCGGUUGGAGAUCCGAGUGGUGGGAGGUUCAGUUCCCUGUUGGUUUCGAAUAUGCAGCAGAUUAGAGGGGUUAACUACGAGACCGGGUCGGGUUGGUAUCCGGGUAUGGAGUUGGGUUUGGGCUCGGGUAUUCGGAGGAAUGAUGACGCCGCGUUGACUGAUCUAGCUAUGAACAGAGUGGAGAAGAAUUGAAGAAUCUGGAGGGUAAUUUGGUAAAUUCCGUAUAGAUGUAUAUUUUAGUCGUGCCGUAGUCCAAUAUAAACGACAAAUGAUGUCGGUCCAUAUAAGUGAUACUAUUCUCACUUAUUUUCUUUAUUUUCCUGAUUGGCUUUUGGGUAGUGUUAUAUGAUUUCAUCUUUAAUGAAAUUAUAGAAUGCGACUGAUAAAUUGAUUUUACAUUUAUCUGAUUAGUCUGUCAUUGCUUAAUUAUCUAAUUUAUGGUAUCAACUACCAAUGUAUUUGCAAAAAACCGAACCUUAAUUUCGGUAUGCUAUUUAUAAUCUUUUUAAGUUGUAGUAGUCGGAACAAAUUUCUAAUAGUUUCAAUGUGUUUUUAAGAA